Condylura cristata (star-nosed mole) is the source of this 2745-nucleotide messenger RNA. RefSeq names its product disintegrin and metalloproteinase domain-containing protein 1a-like. Gene Ontology annotation, molecular function: metalloendopeptidase activity. Gene Ontology annotation, biological process: proteolysis; male gonad development; binding of sperm to zona pellucida. The record is from RefSeq and is a predicted model, not a curated record. Gene Ontology annotation, cellular component: sperm head plasma membrane; plasma membrane; external side of plasma membrane. NCBI's taxonomy places the organism in Eukaryota, Metazoa, Chordata, Mammalia, Eulipotyphla, Talpidae. The transcript has 2 exons. The coding region runs from base 1 to 2745 and encodes 914 amino acids.
AUGCCAAGGAGAGCUGCUGCUGGUGGACACAGGCCCAGCAUCAUCAACGGACUCGCUAGGACUAUGACAGGGGCAGCCUCUGGGACAGACCCUGCCUCUACACUGCCUUCUCUACGGGAAAUCCUGGAGCCCUUGAAGGAUGGGAAGAUAAAAUUUCCGACUCGGACGCUGCAGGAAAAGGUCCUGAGGUUAGGGUCAGCGGCAAGACCGUCCUGUGUCAGGUGGGGGAUCGUGCUGGCGUUGGUUGUGAUUUCCCUGCCAGGCCGGGGCUGUGGCCUGGCGUCAGCACACGACUCUUCCUAUGAGAUAGUCACCCCCACGAUUCUGACGGCGGAGCGGACGGGAGACCCCGGGGAAGAGGCUUCCUACGUGCUGGUUGUGCAGGGCCAGAAGCAGCUGAUUCACCUGACGGUGAAGAGAGACUAUUUUGUCAGUAACUUUCCUGUCUUCAGCUACCACAGUGGCAUCCUGGGGCAAGAAAUGCCUUCCGUCUCACGGGACUGCCACUACGAAGGCUACAUAGAAGGUGCCCCAGGUUCUUUUGUCUCUGUGAACACCUGUUCAGGCCUCAGGGGCAUCCUCAUCAAGGACGGGAAAGCCUAUGGCAUUGAGCCCAUGGAGCCUUCGCAAGGGCCUCAACAUGUGCUGUUCACCAUGGCACAGCAAACGCGAGUCUCCUGCGCCGUCACCUCCAAAGCCAGCCCAGGGGCGUCCGCCAGCUGGCAGCAAGGGGGCAGGAGGCCUCCCAGCCCGCACACGCUGUCCUCCCUGUGGUCACACACCAAGUACGUGGAGUUGUUUGUGGUGGUCAGCAACCAGCGGUUCCAGAUGUGGGGCAGUGACGUCAAUGAGACCGUGCGGAGAGUAAUGGACAUCAUUGCCCUGGCCAACAGCUUCACGAGGGGGAUAAACACAGAGGUGGUGCUGGCCGGGGUGGAGAUGUGGACCGAGGGCGACCUCGUAGAGGUGCCUGAGGACUUGGGAGUUGCACUCAGGAAUUUCAACAGCUGGAGACAAGAGGAGCUCUUCCCGCGUGUGAAGCAUGAUGUCGCCCACAUGCUCGCUGGCCGUCAGCCUGGACAGGCCACGGGGAGGGCAUUUCUCGGUGGUGCCUGCUCAAGUGAGUUUGCUGCAGCUGUGGAAUCCUUCCACCACGAAGAUGCCCUCCUGUCCGCUGCACUCCUGGUGCACGAGCUCGGGCACAACUUGGGUAUUGAGCACGACCACACGGCCUGCAUUUGCGGGGAUCAGCGCUUUUGCCUCAUGCAUGAAAACGUCACCAAAGAAAGUGCCUUCAGCAACUGCAGCUCUGACUACUAUUACCAGUUCCUGCACACACACAAAGCGGCCUGCCUGUUCAACAAGCCUCAGCACCAGGGCCGCAGACCCAGGGAUUAUCACUGUGGAAACGGCGUGCUGGACGAUGGGGAGCAGUGUGACUGUGGUCCUGACUGCAGCAGUCACGAGUGUUGCGACUCCACAUGUCGGCUGAAGACUGACGCCUUGUGUAGCCAGGGACUCUGCUGUUUUAAUUGUCUCUACAAACCCAAAGGAUACACCUGCCGUCCCGCUUUGGGAGAGUGUGACCUCCCAGAGUAUUGUGAUGGCACCUCUGAAGUGUGCCCAAACAACAUGUACAAGCAAGAUGGCACUCGGUGUGACAUGGUCCACUACUGUGUCGGGGGACAGUGCAGAAACCCUGACAGCCAGUGCGUGAACAUAUAUGGGAACGCGGCAAGGUCUGCCCCACAAGAGUGCUACACAGCUCUCAACAGCCAAGGGAACCGGUUUGGGAACUGUGGCCGUCCCCCUGCAGCUGACCAACCCUACGUCAAGUGUCUAGAUGACAACGUAUUUUGCGGGAAACUCGUAUGCACUGGAGUCAGAGAGCUACCGUCAAUCAAACCCCAGCACACAGUGAUUCAGGUUCCUUAUCUGGAAGACUUCUGCUGGAGCAUGGAUGCCUAUGGCACCACCGACAUCCCCGAUGACGGAGACGUGUACUCUGGCACUUACUGUGCUCCUAACAAAGUCUGCAUGAAUUCUGCCUGCAGAGAACACACCGUGCUCAACUAUGACUGUGAACCCGAGUUGAUGUGUAAUGGGAACGGGAUCUGCAACAACUUAAGGCACUGCCACUGUGACUAUGGCUAUGACCCUCCUGACUGCAAACAUCGAGGAUACGGGGGCAGUGUGGACAGUGGCCCUCCUGGCAUACCUGAUAAUUUAAAUGAAAGUACAAAUAGGAUUCCUAAGAGUUUUAAAAGCAUAGAGACUGAGGAUUAUGUUCGUCUAGCAAUUUACAUAAUCCCAGCAUUUCUUUUCAUAUUAGUUUGUCUUUUAUGCGUUUUCCUAUGCCUCAGGACUGGAGUUGAUACAGUAGAUGACACAGCCACACCCUCAGAGAUAAGCUCUGAGGAGACCAGUAGCACUGAAGAGCUACUACAGGAGAAAGAAGAGGAAGAAGAAGAAAGGACCACGACUAUAAUGAAAGAGCCAGGCCGUGACAAAGCCAGUGAGGCUGCGGAGAACCCGGAUUCCUCAUCCGCUGCUUGUGGACGUGUAAAACUGCUCAGCUACUUCAUAGCUCCCCACAAGGCUAACCUGGGAGUUAACAUGCGAACACAAAAUUCCACUCCUAAGGCUCUACCCAGAGGAAUGAAAACAUUGACCCAGGCAAAAACUGAGGUACUCCGUGUCCUCAGUGGCACUACUCACAACAGCCAAAAGGUGGGACGAGCCUAA